AUAAGGUAAAUAUUAUAAUUUAUUUUUCUACUUUCCAUGACUUUAUUCUAAUGAAUUGAACAAGAGUACGAUGAAAUUUCCUUAGAAAAAUCAUGAAAUGUCGAAUGCAUUGGAAAAAAAAGGAAAUGUGAGAAAUUUUCGAUCAUUGUAUUACGAAAACCUUGGAUUACGGGGAGUUGAACAACGCAAAGCUCUUGAACUGCUCUUGAAAGAUGACGAAAUAGAUCUUGAUAAAUUAUCAACAUUUUGUGUGCAAUUUGGACUACCAGCAAUUAAACGACCAUUGGUGUGGAAACUUCUGCUUGGUGUUUUACCACCAUAUCAACAGAUUCAUGAAUUUGUGCAACAACAGCAAAAAGAACAAGUUGAACAUUUGUUGCAUACUCUAAAGGUUAUUAACCAACUUCAUGAAACCAACGACAACUUCAAGGACAAUGUUCCCAUGCAUAUUGUGCAAAUGUAUUUACUUAAUGAAGGAGAAAUGGGAUUUAUGCAGCCAUCAGAGACGUUAGAAGGUGAAAUGAAGGUUCUGAUGUCAAUUGGUAAACUUAUGUCUGGCAUUUUUGAAAACGUGGUCGACAGCCUAUUGGUGAGCACGAAAUUCUUCAAACUUCGACAAAAACAUGCUUCUCAUUUGAAUGCACUCACAGAAAUGUUUGAACAACGAAUUUCAACGGAAGAUCCUGAAGUUUGGUGGCAUCUUAAAACUAUGGGUGUUUCAAAACUACUGCCUUGUCAACGUUGGUUCUCGAGUUUCUUUGCAGAAGAUUUACAAGAUCCUUCAAUAGAAAGAAUUUGGGAUAAGAUAGUCGCAGGAUCUUGUACUAUCCUUGCCUAUGUUGCUGUCGCCAUAUUGCUGGUGUUUAGACAAGUUAUCUUGACAAAAAAAUCAUCAGAAAAUGUUUUACAUUUUCUUUCUCAGAUUCCUCAAGACAGAUGUGAGACGAUCGUCGGUGAGGCAAUAGAUCUUCAUAUCAAACAUGGCUUCGCUAUGAAUAGUCUAUAUAAUGUGAAAGAUUCAAAUAAUACCGGCACUCGUUCAAACGCUGCUGUACAAACAACAUAAGUGCACUGUCCUCACUAUCAACACCCUGGAUUUAUGAUGUUCUGGUUUGUUUUGUAAGGAAAAACCGUUUCAGCACAUCUACUCUUGAAAUUGACAAGAAACUUGAUGUAAAGUAAUUUUUUUUACAAAAAUGUAAUGGAAACCAACUAUUGAAAAAACACGAUCUAAAGCAUAAACUGUAUGAAGAAAUUUUUAACAUAGCUCUAUCGAUGAAAUACAUUCUCCUCUACAGAAGUCAA
Messenger RNA from Xenia sp. Carnegie-2017, 1305 nucleotides. RefSeq names its product TBC1 domain family member 7-like. The record is from RefSeq and is a predicted model, not a curated record. Bases 98 to 1066 code for a protein of 322 amino acids. The transcript is spliced from 6 exons. Lineage: Eukaryota; Metazoa; Cnidaria; Anthozoa; Malacalcyonacea; Xeniidae. Gene Ontology annotation, molecular function: GTPase activator activity. Gene Ontology annotation, biological process: activation of GTPase activity; negative regulation of TOR signaling.